AUGUCCGCCAUGGAACAAACGUCAUCAUCACCUGUUUUAGAUUUUUACGCGGGUGCAAAAGUUUUAAUAACUGGUGGUACAGGGUUUUUGGGUAAAAGUUUAUUGGAUAAAUUACUUAGAGUUUAUUUUAGUGAUCCUCCAAUAACGGAAAAAAAUUUUUUAAAUGUAAUAAAUUCAUUACCGAAUGAAAAAAUCGAUGAAAUAUCACCUUAUCUAAUAAAACCAUGGCCAAAUAAUUAUGCAUAUACCAAAGCCAUUGCAGAAAGUAUAAUUGUUGAUAAUAUUAAAGAUUAUCCUGUUGUUGUUUUGAGGCCAUCAAUAGUUAUGGGUUCAUACAAGGAACCAGUACCAGGAUGGACAGAUAAUUUAAAUGGUCCCACUGGAAUUUUAGCUGGCGUGGGAUCUGGACUUUUAAGAGUUCUUUGGGUUGAUAAAAAUGUCAAUGCUAAUUUAGUACCUGUGGAUAUGGUUGUAAAUGCUUUAUUAUGUUCGGCAUGGGAUGUUGCAAACAAUAAAAACACUAGUGAAAAUUAUAAUAAAAAAAAAUUAUAUGAAAAAAUGGAUUCCAAAGAAAAUUCAGAAAUUAUUGCUGAAAAAAAUUUAAAAGUUUAUAAUUUCGUUUCGAAAAAAGAUAAUUCAAUCACUUGGGAAGAUUUUUUAAAAAUAAAUUUUAAACAUGGAGUUAAAUAUCCAAUGGAAGUUUUCAUUUGGUAUUAUACAGUAUCAUUAUUUAAAAUGAAACUUUUCUUUAAUAUUUUUACCGUUUUGUAUCAUUUUAUACCCGGUCUAUUUAUGGAUAUGGUACUAUUUUUAAUUGGAAAAAAAACACAAUUUAUAAAAGCUUACAAGAAAAUUUAUUCAUUUUCUUCAGCUUUGGCAUUUUUUGCUAAUCACGAAUGGCAUUUCAAAUAUAAAAAUGUAGAUAAUUUGUGGGAUAGAUUAUCCGAUGAAGAUAAAAAACUUUUUCAUUUUAAUAUGUCAGAAUUAGAUUGGGAUGAGUAUUUUAAAAAUGUUAUUAAAGGACUUAGGUGUUUUAUAUUUAAAUUAAGUGAAUCUUCCAUAGAAAGAUGUAGAAAAAAGUUAUUCAUGUUUUGGGUUUUACAUAAACUACUUCAAGUGUUUUUAGCAGGAUUAUUCAUUUGGCUAGUCAACAAAUAUAUUUUUCAAAUAGGAAAUUUUUUUUAUAAUAAACCGAUAGAAGAAUCAAUUGUUUUGACGCAGAAAAUGGUAACAAAUUCUUCAUGA
Pediculus humanus corporis (human body louse) is the source of this 1245-nucleotide messenger RNA. RefSeq lists its product as uncharacterized. The record is from RefSeq and is a predicted model, not a curated record. Gene Ontology annotation, biological process: long-chain fatty-acyl-CoA metabolic process. Gene Ontology annotation, cellular component: peroxisome. Bases 1 to 1245 code for a protein of 414 amino acids. Lineage: Eukaryota; Metazoa; Arthropoda; Insecta; Psocodea; Pediculidae. Gene Ontology annotation, molecular function: alcohol-forming very long-chain fatty acyl-CoA reductase (NADP+) activity. The transcript is spliced from 8 exons.